GGAAGAUGGCGGCGGCGCGGGCGAACGGGAGCGCGGCGUUGCUGCGGCUGCUGCGGGGCGGCGGCGGCGGGGCCCCCGGCGGAGCGCGGGGGUACUCGAGGGACGCCGAGGGCAGCUGGUUCCGCUCCCUCUUUGUGCACAAGGUGGAUCCCCGCAAGGAUGCCCAUUCCAACCUCCUCUCCAAGAAGGAGACCAGCAACCUCUACAAGAUCCAGUUUCACAACGUGAAGCCGGAGUGCCUGGACGCGUACAACAGCCUGACAGAGGAGGUGCUCCCCAAGCUCCACUCGGAUGCUGACUACCCCUGCGACCUGGUGGGGAACUGGAACACGUGGUACGGCGAGCAGGACCAGGCAGUGCACCUCUGGCGCUUCUCGGGCGGGUACCCGGCCCUCAUGGACUGCAUGAACAAGCUCAAGCAGAAUAAGGAAUACCUGGACUUCCGUAAGGAGAGGAGCCGGAUGCUGCUAUCCCGCCGGAACCAGCUGCUCCUGGAGUUCAGCUUCUGGAACGAGCCCCUGCCCCGCCAAGGACCCAACAUCUACGAGCUGAGGACCUACAAGCUGAAGCCAGGGACCAUGAUCGAAUGGGGCAACAACUGGGCUCGGGCCAUUAAGUACCGGCAGGAGAACCAGGAGGCGGUCGGCGGGUUCUUCUCCCAGAUCGGGGAGCUGUACGUCGUGCACCACCUCUGGGCCUACAAGGACCUGCAGUCCCGGGAGGAGACGAGGAACGCGGCCUGGAGGAAGAGGGGCUGGGAUGAGAACGUGUACUACACGGUCCCGCUGAUCCGGACCAUGGAGUCACGGAUAAUGAUUCCCCUGAAGAUCUCACCCCUGCAGUGA
Gymnogyps californianus (California condor) is the source of this 845-nucleotide messenger RNA. RefSeq names its product nipsnap homolog 1 (gene NIPSNAP1). Bases 6 to 845 code for a protein of 279 amino acids. Gene Ontology annotation, cellular component: mitochondrion. The record is from RefSeq and is a predicted model, not a curated record. The transcript is spliced from 10 exons. Lineage: Eukaryota; Metazoa; Chordata; Aves; Accipitriformes; Cathartidae.